UUCGGCGCGCAGGCCGGGUUUGGGAGCGGCUAUCUCGGGACGCCAGCCCAGGGCGGCUGCGCAGAGGGUUGGCCUCAGUGGCGGAGCUGGCUGCUGGCUUCAGCUCUGUCUCUGCCCAGGUCCUUGUGACCCGUCCGCUCUCCUAAGGGAGCGUGUCCUGGCCCCCUCCCGCAGCGGCUCGGAAAAAAGGCAGCACCGCGUCGUUGACAGCGCGGGCUCUGGACUCGCUGCUUGGUAAAAACCUUCCUCUUCCUCCAGUGCGGGACGCACUCUCCGGUAUCUCUCUUGACCUCCCCCAGGCUUUCCUUUGUUGGCGGCGCCGCCACUGUACUAUGGCAUACCUCGUUUUAUUACGCUUCGCAGAUAGGGCUUUCUGAAAACAAAUGGAGGGUUUGUGGCAGCCCUGAGUCCAGCAAUUGUAUCAGCGCCAUUUUUCCAACAGCAUGUGCUCAUUUCGUGUCUCUGUGUUACAUUUUGGUAAUUCUCAAAAUAUUUCAAACUUUUUCAUGAUUUCUGUGUCUGUUAUGGUGAUCUAUGAUCAGUGAUCUUUGAUGUUGCUAUUGUCAUUGUUUUGGGGUGCCACAUACAGCGUCUUUUAUAAGACGUCCAACUUAAUGUUGUGUGUGUUCUGACUGCCCCACCCACAGACUGUUCCCCAUCUCUCUCCCUCUUCUUGGGCCUCCCUAUUCCCUGAGACACAACAAUAUUGAGAUUAGGCGAAUUAAUAACUCUGCAAUGGCCUCUAAGUGCUCAAGUGAAAGGAAGAGUCGCACGUCUCUCACUUUAAAUCAAAAACUAGAAAUGAUUAAACUGAGUGAGGAAGGUAUGUCAAAAGCCGAGAUAGGCCGAAGGCUAGGCCUCCUGCGGCAAACAGUUAGCCAAGUUGUAAAUGCAAAGGAAAAGUUCCUGAAGGAAGUUAAAAGUGCUACUCCAAUGAACACACGAAUGAUAAGAAAGCGAAACAGCCUUAUUGCUGAUAUGGAGAAAGUUUUAGUGGUCUGGAUAGAAGAUCAGACCAGCCGCAACAUUCCCUUAAGCCAAAGCCUAAUCCAGAACAAAGCCCUAACUCUCUUCAACUCUAUGAAAGCUGAGAGAGGUGUGGAAGCCGCAGAAGAAAAGUUUGAAGCUAGCAGAGGUUGGUUCAUGAGGUUUAAGGAAAGAAGCCGUUUCCAUAACAUAAAAGCACAAGGUGAAGCAGCAAGUGCUGAUGUAGAAGCUGCAGCAAGUUAUCCAGAAGCUUUAGCUAAGAUAGUUGACGAAGGUGGCUACACUAAACAACAGAUUUUCAAUGUAGAUGAAACAGCCUUCUAUUGGAAGAAGAUGCCAUCUAGGACUUUCAUAGCUAGAGAGGAGAAGUCAGUGCCUGGCUUCAAAGCUUCAAAGGACAGGCUGACUCUCUUGUUAGGGGCUAAUGCAGCUGGUGACUUUAAGUUGAAGCCAAUGCUUAUUUACCAUUCUGAAAAUCCUAGGGCCCUUAAGAAUUAUACUAAAUCUACUCUACCUGUGCUAUAUAAAUGGAACAGCAAAGCCCGGAUGACAGCACAUCUGUUUACAGCAUGGUUUACUGAAUAUUUUAAACCCACUGUUGAGACCUACUGCUCAGAAAAGAAGAUUCCUUUCAAAAUAUUACUGCUCAUUGACAAUGCCCCUAGUCAUCCAAGAGCUCUGAUGGAGAUGUACAAGGAGAUUAAUGUUGUUUUCAUGCCUGCUAACACAACAUCCAUUCUGCAGCCCAUGGAUCAAGGGGUAAUUUCGACCUUCAAGUCUUAUUAUUUGAGAAAUACAUUUCAUAAGGCUUUAGCUGCCAUGGAUAGUGAUGUCUCUGAUGGAUCUGGGCAAAGCAAAUUGAAAACCUUCUGGAAAGGAUUCACCAUUUUAGAUGCCAUUAAAAACAUUCGUGAUUCAUGGGAGGAGGUCAAAAUGUCAACAUUAACAGGAGUUUGGAAGAAGUUGAUUCCCACCCUCAUUGAUGACUAUGAGGGGUUCAAGACUUCAGUGGAGGAAGUAAGUGCAGAUGUGGUGGAAAUAGCAAGAGAACUAGAAUUAGAAGUAGAGCCUGAAGAUGUAACUGAAUUGCUGCAAUCUCAUGAUAAAACUUUAACAGAUGAGGAGUUGUUUCUUAUGGAGGCGCAAAGAAAAUGGUUUCUUGAGAUGGAAUCUACACCUGGUGAAGAUGCCAUGAACAUUGUUGAAAUGACAACAAAGGAUUUAGAAUAUUACAUAAACUUAGUUGAUAAAGCAGCAGCAGGGUUUGAGAGGAUUGACUCCAAUUUUGAAAGAAGCUCUACUGUGGGCAAAAUGCUAUCAAACAGCAUCGCAUGCUACAGAGAAAUCUUUCAUGAAAGGAAGAGUCAACUGAUGCGACAAACUUCACUGAUGUCUUAUUUUAGGAAAUUGCCACAGUCACCCCAACCUUCAGCAGCCACCACCCUGAUCAGUCAGCAGCCGUCAACCUCGAGGCAAGACCCUCCACCAGCAAAAAGAGUACGACUCACCGAAGGCUCAGAUUGAUCAUUAGCAUUUUGUAGCAAUAAAGUAUUUUUAAAUUUAGGUAUGUAUAUUGUUUUAUUAGACAAUGCUAUUGCACUCUUGCUAGUCUACAGUAUAGUGUAAACAUAACUUUUAUAUGCAUUGAGAAACCAA
This is a messenger RNA of Nomascus leucogenys (northern white-cheeked gibbon), 2643 nucleotides long. The record is from RefSeq and is a predicted model, not a curated record. Lineage: Eukaryota; Metazoa; Chordata; Mammalia; Primates; Hylobatidae.